Molecule: messenger RNA, 1078 nt
Organism: Ornithodoros turicata
Lineage: Eukaryota; Metazoa; Arthropoda; Arachnida; Ixodida; Argasidae
Exons: 4
Coding region: 118-504 (128 amino acids)
Source: RefSeq, a predicted model, not a curated record
GACGGAGCCGUUGCAACGGAGCAGGAAACGCCCGUAUUGCAACAUUCACGCAAGACGUGUUGCGAGAAAAAACAAGCGUCGCUUCGUCAGACCAGAACACAUCGGAGAGUGAGCAUCAUGUUUCUGACGUCGCGCACCGGACUUCUCGUGCUCUUCGAAGGAGCUCUUGCAGGUGUCGUAUUCGGGGCACUCGGAUUCAGUCGCGAAUCAACACGGUUCUGGGACGAAGAGUUCGUACUGAUAGCUAACGCCUUUUUAGUGCUUAGCAACUCGGUCUACCUGCUGGCAGCCGGUAUCGUGAGCGGCGACACGAUAAAGAUCAACCUUUACAACCUUCUCUAUCACGGCUGCGCUGCUGGUAUCUACAUUUCCACAACAAUAGCCUACUUCAGGCUUCACGUGGACAAGGAUCAACACUUGCAGGUUGCAUCAAAUGCUCUGGGCAUGUUCGCUGCUGUACUUCACAUCAUUCACAUGAUCUUCGCUCUUAAGGGACAGCACUGAUCGCUGAGGACAGGUCCGUCAUCAGUGCCACGGCAAUGGCCACUGAUCGUUGUUCGUCGGACGUAUUUGGCUACAAGGGAGGACCAAGCAACACAGCAACAGGAAGUGCAUCCACGGAGUUUCGCAGCUAGACAUAGCUCAAAAUAUUUUUAAGCGCCUCGUCGUGUGGUGUUGAACUGGUCGUUUCCUUCUUUAUCCUCUUUUUACUCAGAACACAAAAAAUAUACAUUGUUUACACGGGCUUCUUGACUCAGAGUGUAGCGUUGGUGCACUGUUGCACUGUGAUAUCUAUUGAGAGCAUGCAUUGACUCGGUGUUGACAUGUAAAUGUACGCAAAUUAUUUCAGUGACUCGAAUAAUUAAAGCCGCGAUAUAUUGGAAGACUAGGGCAUGUCUGAACUGUAAGGAAUUCCGUCGUUAUACCGAAAGCUUUGAUUGCCUUCUCCGUCGCUCUCUCUCUUACACUUCCGGAGGCAAGAGGCACUGUUGUCGGUCGUCUGCCUUCGUGAAGAGUUUUCUGUUCGACUUUUACUUGACACUACUGUAAUAAAACACGGGGCUGUACAGAGAAUACA